Molecule: messenger RNA, 614 nt
Organism: Ceraceosorus bombacis
Lineage: Eukaryota; Fungi; Basidiomycota; Exobasidiomycetes; Ceraceosorales; Ceraceosoraceae
Source: the annotation of a GenBank genome assembly
AUGCCUGCGGUAAGUCUCGCGAUGGCCAGAGGCAACUGGGCUAGUCACACCAACGUAUCGCGAUAUCGUACUCUUUUCCCUGACAGACCGACGAUGAAGGAUCGCCUCCACUUCAAGUUGAUCCUCAAAAGAGCCCUGAACGCGAAAUGCCCGAAUUUGUGACGCUCAUCAGCUCGGUGCGUUACGAUGUGAUUCUAAGCUCUGCCCCGCUGCAGCUGAUAGUAAGCGUAUCGUACGCAACAGGAGGACGACAAGUUCAAAGUGCGCUGGGAGGCGGCUCAAGCGAGCGAGACGAUCCGCGCAGCUAUGGAAGAGGAAGGCUUUGCCGAGUCGCGCAAUGCCGAAAUGAGGUUCGGAGAGAUUCGUUCGCCCGUUUUGGCAAAGGUGGUGGAGUAUCUCAAUUGGAGAGACAAAUACAAGGAUGCAAAGGGCGAGCAGGAGGUCCCUGCAUUCCACAAAUCCAUCGAUCCCGAGUUCAGUCUUGAGCUGUAAGUACGCAGCACAGAUGCGUCGUUUCAACGAGCCCAUUUCAGUCGCCUUCGUAUGUGCUCACCUGUCCUGCCCCUUCCACUCUGCCUUGCAGCCUGAUCGCAGCAGACUUUUUGGCAAUCUGA